AUGCUCAAGAUGAGAGCAAGCACCAUACCCACGAUGGUCAAACUCGGCCUGCUAGCGUUGCUCUCGCUCCUCGCCUUGACCCACCUCGUGCCUGGUUCGCUUGCACAGGGAGUUCAAUCCAAAGAGCAGAGCGCGCUCUACAAACGCAUCCAAGCCUCCAGCCAAGGCUACAUCGAUGUCGACGCCAACGAGUUUGCCUCAAUCGUACAGUUUCCACGCGACUUUGCUGUCACUGCGCUUCUCACCACCACGAACGGCAACAUCAAGUGUCCACCCUGUCAAGCGUUCCAGCCGGAGUUCGAGAAGCUCACCGAGCAGUGGAAUAAGAACAAGGCGGUCAAGUCGAAAAACGUCUUUGUCAAAGUUGAGUUCAGUCGGGGGCAGUCGGUGUUUGCCCAGUUCCAGCUGCAGCAUGCUCCCGUGCUCUACACGUUCCCGGCGCCGAGCAACGCCAAUGCUAAACCCGAGCACAUCUCGUUCGACUUUAACGAACGUGGCUUCGCGGCUCCCGAUGUUGCCGAGCAUCUCAACAAAGUGCUCAAGACGCAAUUCAGCUACAAGCAGCCGUUGAACCGCAAACUCAUCACGGCCACCGCAACAGGCGUCAUGUUCGUUGUCGGCUCCGUAUUCUUCUUGGGCCCCUACGUUCCCCUCUUCUUCAAGUCGUCCAAACCCAUCUGGAUGCUGCUCUGCAUCGGGAGCAUGAUUAUCUUCAACUCGGGCUACAUGUGGAACACGAUCCGCGGCGCACCGUACAUUGCCAUGGGCCAGGGCGGCCGACCGGAGUACUUUGCCGGCGGGUUCCAGAACCAGUAUGGCGUCGAGACACAGAUUGUGGCGGCCAUCUAUUCGUUGCUGGCAUUCAGCUUUAUCGCGCUAACGGUGCUCGUGCCUGCGCAGAGGGAUCCGACGCGACAGAGGGCGGGUGUGUACGUGUGGUCCGCCAUCUUUUUGGCGACGUUUAGUCUGCUGUUCUACAUCUUUAGGAUUAAGAACCCGAGCUAUCCGUUCCGUCUGUUCUUCUAG
Sporisorium graminicola is the source of this 1026-nucleotide messenger RNA. RefSeq lists its product as uncharacterized. Lineage: Eukaryota; Fungi; Basidiomycota; Ustilaginomycetes; Ustilaginales; Ustilaginaceae. Gene Ontology annotation, cellular component: oligosaccharyltransferase complex. The record is from RefSeq and is a predicted model, not a curated record. The coding region runs from base 1 to 1026 and encodes 341 amino acids. The transcript is spliced from 2 exons.